CUGGCUGAGAGGCAAUGCCUUACCACCACUGAUCAAAAAAAAAAAAAAAGUUUUCAAAAGAGCUCUUAUCUGUCGUGCUAAUGGAUUCCUUCCUUUUCAGGAGACGCUUUCCCACCCCUUAUUUAUGCCAUUAUUAGAGGAUCCGAAGAUGGAGCUGAAAACAAUCCUCCUGUCCCUGCGUUUAGGCCUGUUAACUGCAUUUCACCAAAGUGCUGAGGUAAAUAUUUUCACCAUAAGAGUCUUCCCUCCAUCUGUUUCCUCUAAGAUUUUUACAGUCUUCAUUUUUUUUUUUUUUUUUUUAACACUGUUGUAGAAACUUUAAAAGGAUUUAAAAAAAAAAAAGACUAACUGAGCUUUCUUAAUACAUUUAAAUAUGCCCUUGACGCAAGGUCAAGCCGACGUUUACACGUUUGGACGCAUUUGGUUCUUAAAUGGCAAAUGGGCUGCACAAACCUAAUCGUGCCUGAAGUUGUCUCCAGUUGUAGGUAGGGUACAACACAAACCAUCAGGGUGUUAAGCGUUGCUGUUGUGAGAGGAAAGUGUUUAAAGUCAUUAAUCAAAGCAAAUGGGUUAUCAAUCAACAGUCAGAAAAUUGCAGGCAGCACUAUAAACUAUUGCAAAAGGCCAUUAAGUUACCCAUGGCCUGCUUUCUGCCAUUUGAGGAGCAAGGUAUAUAAGCAGGACUGGUAGGCUGUAUUUAUAUGUCAGCAUGCCAGUGAACAUAUUGAAUAAAGCUGGCUAUUACAGAUUUCAACAUUUUCUAUGUGAUAAAAUUGAUGAUAGAUCAAUAGAUAAAUUGACAGAACAUACUUUUAAUAACAGUAACUGCAUGCCUCACAUUUUAAACAUUACUAAAUUAUCAAAAUAGUUAAAUUAUUAUAAAAGAGUUUAACUUACUCAUUGCUAUCCUACAAGGCCAUAAAGUGCAAUGCCAACAACCAGCCAUCACACAUUCACUUUAACUGGGUUUUUUUUUUUCUUUCUUUUCAAAUUCAACAUCUCCAAAACCAUAAAGCUGUUUAUUCACAACAUUUGGUUUUCUUUUCACUUAAGAAAUAUAAAUACUAUUAUAUGGGUGUGCCAUGACCUAGUUAAGACAAAGAUGGAUUCCAGGCAGAGGAAAAAAGGCUCAAAAUGUCACAGGGUAUUACAUCCAGUACAUUCUCUUCCUUCUUCUCAAUCCUUUAAAAGGAGGAAUCAUAGUUUUAUCAUAGUCCGUGAGAGAUGAGGAAAUCAAGUGUAAGAUCCCUUUUGGAACAAAGGAAACCCAUAUAGGCCAUUGAGUCCUGUUUUUAGGAAAAUGGCUGCCGAGAGCGCUCGGCCCCCUCUCUCUGCUCUCUGUUGAAGGACUCCUGAGCCGUGCUUCUAAUAGCAGACAGCUCCUCUGCUGCUGCGCUCUGAUUGGCCCGCCGAGCUGCCGCUGUUAACCAGCCAAUUGCCCGAGCACUGCAAAACGCCAGGCAAUGUCAAACAAAACUCCACUUCUGCUCGACAAAAAUUAAAAAACUUCAAGCACAACUAAUCCACAGCGGGGUUUUGAGGUGAUGUGUAAAAAGUGGAAAGCUCCGCGGUUGUUUUAAUACGUAUAUAUACAUAUAUAUAAAAAGAAAGAUCCCACACACGACGGUUUGGCACUAGUUUGUCGGUCCGGAUUAGACUAACUGACAAGAGAGAGGGAGACGUAGCAAACCGCCGCAUUCCGACGGUUAUAAACGGUUAUAAACGGUUAGCUCGACUGUUUAAUUCAACCGAACCGAGGUUUGUAUUAACGGCCACACAUUAGCAGUCAACAACCGGCUCUACGGCGGCGGAGUCCCCCCGUCCGCUUGUGUCCGUCUUCCAUUAUGGCCACAACAUGCUUGAAUGUGUGAACGACAACAACCAAAUCUAAAACAAACAAACAAACAAACAAAACAAAAAAACCGAGUAAAAUAUUUUUUAUAAGCGUUUUAGUGGCAGUUGAGGAAAUAUUGCCCCCUGUGUCUAUCUUGUGUUUGCCAUAUGGGUAAAUGCAGUCGGCAGAUUCAACACAAACAUGAUUUAAAAGGUUUAGCGACACAAAGCCGUUACGGGGCUCGUGUUAAGCUCACGUGCCCAGACGAGCGUUACUAUGCGAUUUAUCUUUUGUAAAAAAAAAAAAAAAAAAACCUAAAUGUAUUAAUUUUAACACAAACAGCUACAGCGACGUUAACGCUUCUGUGGAAAUAGAAACAAGUUCGUAGCGAAUGUGCGGGUAGCAUCGGAGGAGGGCAAGCCUAGCGGUGUAUUGUGGGAGAGACAGAAGCUACAGACCAGAGGCACACAAUAUGUGUUGGCUCUCACCGAAAAGGAGGCAGUAUUCUUCAAGCUAAAUCAUGUAAUGUAAGCGGCGAGAAGGAAAGCGACCUCGUCUUUUCAUCAAUUCAAGAAAAAAAAUCACUCGAUCGGACGAACCAUGUCCAAGCCGGGGGAGAGAAACAGAUUGAACGAAGACCAUGGCAGAAAGCAGAGUUCAAGUCUGGCGAACGGCAUGGACAGUCAUCCCGUCUGCGGCUCGGCGGAGAAGCGGAGUCACCACUGGAGAAGUUACAAGUUGAUCAUCGACCCGGCGCUGAAGAAGGGGUCACACAAACUGUACCGCUACGAUGGACAGACUUUCAACAUGCCCAACCCCGGGAUGCCACCAGUGGACAUCGUCCGAGACCCGAGGAUCGGUCGUCUCUGGACUAAGUACAAAGAGACGGACCUACCGGUGCCCAAAUUUAAGAUCGACGAGUGCUACAUCGGCCCCGUGCCUCCAAAGGAGGUGACUUUCGCCAGACUCAACGACAACAUACGGGAAGGAUUUCUUACCGACAUGUGCAAAAAAUUUGGAGAUAUCGAGGAGGUCGAGAUCUUGUACAACCCCAAGAACAAAAAGCACCUGGGGAUCGCCAAAGUGGUUUUUGAGACCGUGAAAGCCGCCAAGGUGGCCGUGCAGUCGCUCCACGACACGUCUGUUAUGGGAAACAUCAUCCACGUGGAGCUGGACCCGAAAGGUGAGAAUCGCCUCAGGUACUUCCAGCUCCUGAUGAACGGCAGCUACACUCCGCGGACGCUGCCUGUCGGUGGAGAGGAGGCCAGAGAGGUUUCCCCUCGUAGUCUGGCAGAAGCCUUACUGGCCUGCGAGCCCAUCCGCAGAUUGUCGGAGAGCAGUGUGUCCGCUGUUGGAGGAACGUUGCCACCCAGCAGCUCCACCACUCCUCUGUCCCUGGAGACGGGCUACUCCAGCCUGAGGCAGGACACGCCGCAGUCCCAGGGAACCCCUCACACCCCACGGCAGACAGGUACGCCCUUCUCUCAGGACUCCAACUACUCCAGUCGGCAGUCCACCCCCGCGUACCAGUCCGGCCGGCCUGAGAGCUCCGGAGGUUACAAAUCUCGCAGACACGAGAGUAAGUUCCAGGAUGCGUACAACCGCAGGCCGGAGAGGCCGCAGUACCGCAGCAACAUGUAUCGAGGUACGACGUCUGAACAAGCUCCCUUCAAACAGCACCAACUCACCCCGCCUGAACCUCCGCCCUCCACCCCCUCCUUCACCUACACGGCGCCUCCCCCUGCUACGCCCAACUUCAAGUCCGCCUUCUCACCCUACCAGGCUCCUCUGCCCCCCGCGUUCCCCCCGUCAGAGCCAGCUUUCCAUCACCCGCCCCAAAGGGAGGGUGAGUACCUCCGACCACCGCAGCCGCCUCUGGCAGCCGCCACUGACUUUUUACCCGUCAAGGAGAGACCAGAAACUCCUCCGAUCCCCGAGCCCCCGCCAGAGCCCGUUCCCCAUCCGACCACCCCUCCUCCACAAACGCCAGAGCACUGCCCCUCACCUGGCUCCCCCACACUGGACCCAGAGCGCAAUAGCCUGGAUUCCCGCAUUGAGAUGCUCCUCAAGGAGAAAAGGACAAAGCUGCUGUUCCUGGAGCGAGACUCAGACACUGAGGUGCGAAUGGAGGGAAGUCCCAUUUCCUCCUCGUCCUCCCAGUUAUCCCCCAUUCCCCCUUACACGAGCGGCUCCCAAGGUGGCCAGCAGAAUUCCCGUCCCUCCAGCACAGGCUUGGAGGACAUCAGUCCGACCCCACUGCCAGACUCGGAAGAUGAAGAGCCAAUUCCUGGAACUGCAUCCCUGAUCAAGAGAAUCAGCUCUCCGGUCCAGGAGAAGAUGAGCAACAGUGACCUCAAAGAUGGACAUUUUCGAGGCCACACUCCCACAGAUAAAAUGGACACAGCCCACCAGUCGUCGGGAGAAGACAUGGAGAUCUCUGACGAUGAGAUGCCGGGGACUCCGAUCACCGGUGGAGACUGUGGCAAGGGCAUCGUCGUAAACUCGCCGUGUCCCAGAUGCAGACCAUUUCCAUCCCUCCCUCCCGCUUCCCCCACCUCCAAACACCAGGCCGGCUUCGCCAUCACACACCACCACCUGCCGCUGGCUGGUCAUCCCGGAGUGCCUCACCAUAUGCUGACACCAAUGGGUCCCUACUCUCACGGCAUCAUGCCACUGAUGCCGGUGGACAUAAUGAGCGGCUUGCGGUGGGAACAGUGGAGCAACGUCCCCAUGUCCUUCCCAGAUGCAGCAGCAAUGCUUAGUCGCAUAGCUCAGACUCGAGCCUAUCAGUAUCCACAUUUUAUAGACAGUGGUGCGUCUGGGCCUUUUGGGGGACCCCUAUGUGCGCCCCUGUCUAUGGGGCCCACCGGCUACAGCGCCAGGGCACCCGGACAGCAGUGGCAGCAUCCCAGUAUACCAAAGUUCAACCCUACUGUUCCUCCACCUGGAUAUGAGACUAAAAAAGAGGAUCCACACAAGGCCACUGUUGACGGUGUGCUGCUGGUCAUUGUCAAAGAGCUGAAGGCCAUCAUGAAGAGGGACCUCAACCGCAAAAUGGUGGAGGUGGUGGCGUUUAGAGCCUUUGAUGACUGGUGGGAUAAGAAGGAGCGCUCGGCAAAGGCGUCUUUGACUCCAGUGAAGGGUACAGAGGGGAAGGAAGAAGAAAGACCCAAACCUAAAGAGACAAUGGGUUCAAGUCUGCUGGAGAACUGGAACAAGGGCGAGGGACUGGGCUACGAGGGAAUGGGCCUGGGAAUCGGUUUGCGAGGAGCUAUCCGCCUGCCCUCCUUCAAGGUGAAAAGGAAGGACCCGCCUGAGGCUGCAUCAGCAGGGGACAACAAACGAGCCCGACCUUCAACUCCAGUGGAUGACGAGCUGGAGGAUGAAGACCGGGAUCGAGACCCAGCUGAGCUCCCCUCGGACGAUUCCAAAAUGGAUGCUGACGGUACGUCGUCAAAGCGACGGCACUCGCGGCCACUUGAACUGGACAGUGAGGGAGAAGAAGAAGUGGACACCUCAGGGAAGGAGGAAGAGUCUCUGUCUGACAGGGAGGAGGAGCCUGACGAAACGGAGGCUACCAGUAGACUGUUGUCGGGCAAAGAGAGUGGCGAUGAGGAGGGUGAUGAUGAAGACUCAUCCAGUGGGAGCGCUUCGUCGGAUUCGUCUGAUGAUGAAGCGGAGAGUUCAGAUUCCUCCAAGGCCAGCUCCAACUCCUCGGGAGAAAGCGAAGACUCCUCUGAGUACGAGCUAAGCUCCGAAGAGGAAGAGGACGAGGAGGAAGAAGCCGAGGUGGCGGUGGCACAAGAUGUGGACGACGAAGGCAAAGAUGUCAAGACCACCUCGUCCUCUUCAUCCUCUACAACUUCGUCGUCUGAUGAAGAGGAGCGGGAGGCAGAGACAAAGGCACAAAGCCCUCUUACGAGACCAGUCCCAGAGGAUAAGGAGGACCAGAGGAGCAGGGAGGAGCUAAGCAGCAAGCCCAAACGCAGACCUCCCAGUCCCGAGGAGGUUAUGGAGGACCUGAAGCCACCAUCACCCAAAGGCAUCCCAGUCAAAGAGCCUGACAUCAGUGUAGGCAUCAACAUUCCUGUGGUGAAGUCUGAACCUCUGGAGCACGUAGCGAACCUUCGACCUCCCACUCCUACAGGCGCCCUGCUCGACAGCGACCAGGAGACCAAAGCCAAAGGUAAAGCAGAGCCUGAGGAGGUACCCUGCACCCCGGGUCGAUUAGCUCCAUCGCACUUAGAUGCAAAUACGCCCGUCCCCAAAGCUGCUUCCACAUCUUUAAUGCACCUUCCUCUCCCUCCUCACCCGGCAAUAGAAGGUCGUUCCCUCCUCCAUCCGCCCCCUGGUCCCCUUCCUGACCUGCCUCAGCGGGCCAGGCUCCCCACAGACGAGGACAUCCCCCGCACGCCAGGCAGGGACCUGAUGGAACGUGCCCGAAGUCUGGGCAAGUCCCAGAGCACGGACACGGUGCCCAUUACACCGGGUAGUGAUGCCCCGCUGACGGGCAGCAGCUUGUUGCUUAGCUCCCCUCACAUCCCUGGUAGCCCCUUUUCCUACCCUGCGCAGUCCCCUGUCCUUAGUGCUGGAGUCCCCCGCACUCCAGGAAGAGAUUUAACCUUCACCCCUGUCUUCCCUGACCCCACAGCGCUGACUCUUAAUAGGAAAAUAUCCUCUGAGAGCCUAGACGAUAGACCAGUCUUUAAGGAGCCGCCCAUCAGCGCCCUUCCUAACCAGGCUUUAUCAGCUGGAGCAGAGCUUUCAGCCAGUGUCCCUGAAGAUCUGCCUGCUGGUCUCACUGUAGAUGUCCCUGUGCCAUCAGAUACUGCUCCGUCAAAGAGGAAACCUGGACGACCCAAAGGCAAAAAGACCCAAGCUGUCUCUGCAGCUGAUGAGUCUUUGGAGCUCUCAUCCGAGUCCACCCCUCUGCCUCUUGACGCACACCUCGGCGAUCUGUCCAUGCAGAGGAUGUCUGCCAAGUCGCCCAACCAUCCAAGCCUCGACUUCCGGGAAGGUAAGGACGUGGAUCGUCAGACGGUCUUGCCCGCAGAAGACAGCUUCCUGUCCUAUGAAGACGAGGCACCCGUGGUCGUGAAGCCGGUGCGGAGGCAGCGGCGAGGCUGGGAGGAGCUUCUGCUGGGCAGCCUGUCGCCCGUCACCUCGCCUCCCCGGCCGUACUUCAACCCGCGCACCGAGUUUGAGGAGAUGACCAUCCUGUAUGACAUCUGGAACGAGGGCAUAGAUGAGGAGGACAUGCGGCUUCUGCAGAUCACUUACGACAAGAUGCUUCAGCAGGAUAACGGCAACGACUGGCUCAACGACACACUCUGGGUCAACCAUCCUCCUACCAAUAUCCCUGGAGUGAAGAAAAAGAGAAGAGACGACGGCAUGAGGGAUCACAUGACCGGCUGCGCGCGAAGCGAGGGAUACUACAAGAUCGACAAGAAGGACAAGAUCAAGUACCUUCAGAGCACAAAGCUGCAGUCAGAGGAGCCGCCAGUCGACACACAGGGUAUGAGUAUUCCUGCUCAGGUCCACGCCUCUACCAGAGCUGGCUCGGAGCGGCGGUCGGAGCAGCGUCGCCUGCUGUCCUCAUUCGCCUGUGACAGUGACCUGCUGAAGUUCAACCAGCUGAAGUUCCGUAAGAAGAAGAUCCGAUUCUGCAAGUCUCACAUCCACGACUGGGGUCUGUUCGCUAUGGAGCCCAUCGCAGCAGAUGAAAUGGUGAUCGAGUACGUGGGGCAGAACAUCAGACAGGUGAUCGCGGACAUGCGGGAGAAGCGCUACGAGGAGGAGGGCAUCGGGAGCAGCUACAUGUUCCGAGUCGACCACGACACCAUCAUAGAUGCCACAAAGUGCGGCAACUUCGCCCGUUUCAUCAACCACAGCUGCAAUCCUAACUGUUAUGCGAAGGUCAUCACAGUGGAGUCUCAAAAGAAGAUCGUGAUCUACUCCAGGCAGCCCAUUAACGUCAACGAGGAGAUCACUUACGACUACAAGUUUCCCAUCGAGGACGAGAAAAUCCCCUGUUUGUGUGGGGCAGAGAACUGUCGGGGAACGCUGAAUUAACGUCCAUUCGAGGUCAGUCCUCUCCGGGGUGCGAGCGCGCUGUCCCCAAACUUCACUCAAGUUUUUCCCAGACACGUGCACGUCGAUACCCGCGAUGAGGAGAAACUGAAGAGGGAAGGUUUUCUUUAGGAGAAGGAAACCUGCGAGUCGUCCGGAUAGAGUUCAGCUACCUGUUGCGGCACUCUUCACAUAUUUAACUCUAGAUUGUUUACGAUUUAUGGUGCUCAUGAAAUUAAAAAAAACGCAUAGUUUUUUAUGUCUGCCAGUGACCCAGAAUUUACUAAACACUUGACUUGCUGGUGCAGCGUUUCCUCCCCUCCUCUCAGUGUUGGACAGUAUUUCAGCAUGGUUCCCUCCACUUCCAGCCCUGGUUUGUACAGUUUUACACUUUACCCCCUCUCGUUGUCUCAUAAGCUUUAUAUACACCACACGUGGUACAAAAAAAUCCCGACACAAACUUCACAUGUUCAGCUGCUUUACUAAUGCUGUUGAGACGCACAAGCCCACCAGGAAAACCCCUCUCUUUGUGGGUGGUGGUGGUGGUGGGGGGCGGGGGACGUGGUCGGCACCUGAGCAGAUGGCAGACGACGCUGUUUCCAUCCAGCAGCAGGCGGGGUGGCGGCGGAGUGUCGCUGCCACGCCGCGGACUGCAACCCUGCUUUCUCCCUCCUACCUCCUCUGCACCAGUUUUCUUGGAAAUAAAUCAAACUGAUUUAAAACUUAAAAAAAAAAAAACCUAAAAAACAAAAAAAAAAUUCAAGCAACAAAAA
Morone saxatilis (striped sea-bass) is the source of this 8676-nucleotide messenger RNA. It is a transcript of the gene setd1ba, whose product is annotated as SET domain containing 1B, histone lysine methyltransferase a. Gene Ontology annotation, cellular component: Set1C/COMPASS complex. The record is from RefSeq and is a predicted model, not a curated record. Gene Ontology annotation, molecular function: histone H3K4 methyltransferase activity; RNA binding; protein binding. Lineage: Eukaryota; Metazoa; Chordata; Actinopteri; Moronidae.